UAACAGAGGACGAAGACCUGCAGGAUUUCUGCUCGGUUCAGAUCUCAUCUCAGAUCAGUUCAUCCGCGCAGUUUGUGUUUAAUAAAACAGUUUACAAAUGGCUGCACAUAAAAUAGUGCUGAUCCGACACGGGGAGAGCUGCUGGAACCAGGAGAAUCGCUUCUGUGGUUGGUUUGAUGCUGACCUUAGUGAGACUGGCGUUCAGGAGGCUAAACGAGGCGGACAGGCGUUAAAAGAUGCUGGCUUUGAGUUUGACAUUUGCUACACUUCUGUAUUGAAAAGGGCCAUCCGUACCUUGUGGAUGGUUUUGGAUGGCAUUGACCAGAUGUGGCUUCCAGUGCACAGGACAUGGCGCCUGAAUGAGCGCCAUUAUGGUGGUCUGACCGGCUUAAAUAAAGCUGAAACGGCUGCCAAGCACGGGGAGGCCCAGGUCAAAAUAUGGAGACGCUCCUAUGACAUUCCACCUCCUUCCAUGGAUGCAGACCAUGACUUUUAUAGUGUUAUUAGCCAGGACCGCCGUUAUGCUGACCUGUCUGAGGAUCAGCUCCCUUCUUGUGAGAGCCUAAAAGACACUAUUGCCCGUGCACUCCCAUUCUGGAAUGAAGAGAUUGUCCCUCAAAUCAAACAAGGAAAGAGGGUGCUGAUUGCUGCCCAUGGAAACAGCCUGAGGGGUAUCGUCAAGCACCUGGAAGGUAUGUCAGAGGAAGCCAUAAUGGAGCUGAACCUCCCUACUGGUAUUCCUAUACUGUACGAGCUGGACGAAAACUUGAAGCCCAUCAAGCCCAUGCAGUUCCUGGGAGAUGAAGAGACUGUGCGCAAGGCCAUGGAGGCUGUGGCAGCACAGGGCAAGGCCAAGAAAUAAAGGGGUUUAUUAGUACUGAAUAGUUCUAAUGAGUAAACAUUUAAUUUUUAUUGUAUAUUAAUAUUGUCACACAGGUAAAGAAUUCCAUGUAUUCCGCAAACAAUUCAUUGGUUUAUUUAUUGACCAAAUAACAUUGGGAUCAAUUAAUGUUAUAACUUGUGAUGGAUAACAAAGAUGUUUAGGCUGUAAAAAAAAAAGAUGUAAUAUAUAGUACAAGCAGUAUGUACAUUUAAAGAACAGGAUCUGGCAUAUAACAGGGUUUGGGCUUAGUUUAAAAGAUGUUACAUUAGAACAGCUUCUGUGUGUGUAUGUAAACAGUUCAUGUUGUCAAGAUCAAAUUGCAUCAUAUUGUUGUAUGGUUAACAAAGGUAAUGCAAUCCUAGAUUAAAAUGUGAACAUGUGAGCCCAAUAAAAGUGCAAUAUCUGGAAAUGUAAAACUGUCUCUGACUACAGUGGAAGGACAAUUAAAUUAUGUUUGCAAAUAAAAUACAAGAUGCAGGAA
Messenger RNA from Trichomycterus rosablanca, 1364 nucleotides. RefSeq names its product phosphoglycerate mutase 1a (gene pgam1a). Gene Ontology annotation, molecular function: intramolecular phosphotransferase activity. The coding region runs from base 98 to 862 and encodes 254 amino acids. The transcript has 4 exons. Gene Ontology annotation, biological process: glycolytic process. Lineage: Eukaryota; Metazoa; Chordata; Actinopteri; Siluriformes; Trichomycteridae. The record is from RefSeq and is a predicted model, not a curated record.